UGGUUCGUACUUGGCUGAGUUCCUGCUGGAGAAAGGCUAUGAGGUUCAUGGAAUUGUACGGAGAUCCAGUUCAUUCAAUACUGGCCGAAUUGAACAUCUAUAUAAGAACCCCCAGGCUCAUAUUGAAGGAAACAUGAAGUUGCACUACGGUGAUCUCACUGACAGCACUUGCCUGGUGAAGAUCAUCAAUGAAGUUAAGCCCACUGAGAUCUACAAUCUCGGGGCCCAGAGCCACGUCAAAAUUUCGUUUGACCUGGCCGAAUACACUGCGGAUGUCGAUGGAGUUGGCACUUUAAGGCUUCUGGAUGCAGUUAAGACCUGUGGCCUUAUCAAUUCUGUCAAGUUCUAUCAAGCUUCAACAAGUGAACUUUAUGGGAAAGUGCAAGAAAUACCCCAGAAGGAGACCACUCCCUUUUACCCUCGGUCCCCAUACGGGGCAGCGAAACUGUAUGCCUACUGGAUCGUGGUGAAUUUCCGUGAGGCAUAUAAUCUCUUCGCCGUGAAUGGUAUUCUCUUCAACCACGAGAGUCCUAGAAGAGGAGCUAAUUUUGUUACUCGAAAAAUUAGCCGGUCAGUAGCUAAGAUUUACCUUGGACAACUGGAAUGUUUCAGUUUGGGAAAUCUGGAUGCCAAACGAGACUGGGGCCACGCCAAGGACUAUGUAGAGGCUAUGUGGCUGAUGCUGCAGACUGAUGAGCCAGAGGAUUUUGUCAUAGCUACUGGGGAAGUCCACAGUGUCCGGGAGUUUGUAGAGAAGUCUUUUUUGCACAUUGGAAAAACCAUUGUGUGGGAAGGAAAGAAUGAAAAUGAAGUGGGCAGAUGUAAAGAGACCGGCAAAGUUCACGUGACUGUGGACCUCAAAUACUACCGACCAACUGAAGUGUGCUGCCCUUACAGCCAUCAUGUACAUCUGGAAAUUCAAAGCAAUGUGAAUUCAAAGAAGAGCUCUGAGAAGACUGUGAAGGUGGUAGAUCCUCUGUCAGGAAGGUCUCUGCUGCAGCCAGCAGAAAAAUUCAACUGUAGGCAGCAGGCCACAUCGCCACUAUUUUCAUACUUAGACCAAUAAAAGGCAGCUCUUUUGCAAAAAUGAUUUGUUUAAAAUUGUUAAUAGUCACAGUGUUUUGUUAUUUGGAGGUAGUAAUUAGCUGGACUACCUGUGAGUUACAGUGUUACAAAGCUAACAGAUCUGAAAACCCUCAGUGCUAGAUGACUUUGCAUUUUUAUCCAGGAGGCAACAGCAUACUUUCCCUGUGUGAAGGAAAAUGUCCUCGUAUAUUCUUAACAUGUGUUCAAAACAACUUCUUAUUAGAGCAGUGAGGAGUCAGGGCUCAGCAGACCUGAUUCUUAUUCUGUGUUUUCUCCCGUAAACCCUGCAGCACUGUGUUGCUAGUUACGAGAUGACGCCGGGCCAGGAGCCGCCUCCCUGGUCUUGGAAAAUGACCCUAGAGCCUCCUGCGCCGC
Molecule: messenger RNA, 1461 nt
Organism: Miniopterus natalensis
Lineage: Eukaryota; Metazoa; Chordata; Mammalia; Chiroptera; Miniopteridae
Source: RefSeq, a predicted model, not a curated record